AUGAAAGUCGAUGAAGGCACGCGCCCGCAGUACGUUGGGGACUCUGAAGAGGAGAAACCAACAUCGUUACGAUCGGCACGAAUCUUGUUGCUAACUGCGCACCCAGACGACGAGGCAUUCUUCUUCGGACCCACUAUUGUAUCUCUAGCCUCCCAGCUGAGGGGUGAUAGUAGCGCCGGGGAGCUGUAUUCUUUGUGUCUCUCUACUGGCGAUGCAGAUGGGCUCGGGGACAUCAGAAAGGGAGAGCUUGUACGCAGCCUCGACGCAUUGGGUAUUGCAGAGGGAAGGCGAUGGCUUUUAGAUAAAGAAGGAUUGAAGGACAAUUUUACUACAACAUGGGAUGCAAAUCUCAUAGCAGACGUUGUAAGGCCCUACGUCAUUGAACAUCGGAUCUCGACUAUCCUGACGUUCGACCAUCGAGGCAUAUCUUAUCAUCCAAAUCACAGGUCUCUUUUCCAUGGCGUAGCUCACCUGCUUUCCACGAUCCCGGACCCUCCAAAAGCCUAUGCCCUCAUCUCACUUCCCACACUCGCCAAAUAUUUUGGCGUAGUCGCGCCCCUCCUCGCAAAGCUAGACAUCGCCUUCGCCCACGCAGUCUCUUACUUUGGAUACCCCUCCUCUGAUAUUCCCGUUUUUGUCGCGGGUGCUAAGGACUAUCUGACCGCCGCCCGCGCGUUGCGGCAGCAUAAAUCUCAGAUGAUAUGGUUUAGAUGGCUUUAUUUAGUUUUCUCGCGGUAUAUGUGGGUAAACGAGUGGGUAGAAAUACUGGCAGCAGUCACUCAAUGA
Heterobasidion irregulare TC 32-1 is the source of this 786-nucleotide messenger RNA. RefSeq lists its product as uncharacterized. The transcript has 4 exons. The coding region runs from base 1 to 786 and encodes 261 amino acids. Gene Ontology annotation, molecular function: N-acetylglucosaminylphosphatidylinositol deacetylase activity. NCBI's taxonomy places the organism in Eukaryota, Fungi, Basidiomycota, Agaricomycetes, Russulales, Bondarzewiaceae. Gene Ontology annotation, cellular component: endoplasmic reticulum. Gene Ontology annotation, biological process: GPI anchor biosynthetic process. The record is from RefSeq and is a predicted model, not a curated record.